UUUCAUUCUCUACUAACAUAAUUGGCAUAUGCUGCAAGCAAUCAAUCUAAAAUAUUAAUCCUCUCUAUUUCUCAUUGUUGUACUAUAUUGCGUCAGUGAGUGUACGGUGUACACGUUGUACUCAGAGUCUUACAACAUCUGUUAAUAAAAGAUUUCGGUAAUAUUUCUUAAAAUGUCAGAUGCUAAGACUGCCGAACAGAAUGGUGUGGGCGAACCGCCUGUUAAAACUGAAAAACAACUAAAAAAGGAAGCGGAAAAGGCGGCGAAAUUAGAGAAAUUGAAGCAGAAAUUGGAGAAGAAAAAUGCUGCUCCUGCACAACCUAAAGAGAAACCAGAUAAAAAAAUUAAAGAGGUCAAAGAAGUGCCUGUAUAUAAAGCAAAUACAGCUCCGGGAGAGAAGAAAGAUGUCUCUGGUGCUAUGCCAGAUUCAUACAGUCCCGGAUACGUUGAAGCUGCCUGGUACGGUUGGUGGGAGAAACAAGGAUUUUUCAAACCCGAAUAUGGGAGAGAUCUAUCAAAACCGAAUCCAAAAGGAAGUUUUGUAAUGGUCAUUCCUCCACCAAAUGUAACAGGAUCACUUCAUUUGGGUCAUGCCCUAACUAAUGCUAUCGAGGAUGCUAUAACUAGAUGGCAUAGAAUGAAGGGUCGUACUACUUUAUGGGUGCCAGGUUGUGACCAUGCAGGAAUUGCAACACAAGUAGUUGUUGAAAAACAAUUAUGGAGAGAACAAAAGUUGACUCGACACGAUUUAGGCAGAGAAAAAUUUGUUGACAAGAUCUGGGAAUGGAAGAACCAGAAGGGAGAUAGAAUUUACCACCAGCUCAGAAAACUCGGUUCUUCCUAUGAUUGGGACCGUGUAAGUUUUACAAUGGAUCCUAAGUUAUGUAAAGCUGUCAAUGAAGCAUUUGUGAGAAUGUACAACAUGGGAUUGAUAUACAGAAGCAGUAGAUUAGUCAACUGGUCGUGCACACUUAGAUCAGCCAUUUCUGAUAUUGAAGUUGAUAAAGUUGAAUUAACAGGAAGGACACCAUUGUGCAUACCAGGUUAUAAGGAGAAAGUCGAAUUUGGUGUUCUGGCUUCAUUUGCUUACAAGGUUGUAGGUACUGAUGAUGAAAUUAUAGUGAGUACUACAAGAAUAGAAACAAUGCUGGGCGAUUCUGCAGUUGCUGUACAUCCUAAAGAUCCACGAUACACUCAUUUGCAUGGAAAGCAAGUUAUGCACCCGUUUACCAAACAACCACUGCCAAUUGUGUGUGAUGAUUUUGUUGAAAUUGAAUUUGGAACAGGUGCUGUGAAAAUAACACCGGCUCAUGACCCUAAUGAUUAUGAAGUUGGCCUGCGUCAUAAUUUGCCUUUUAAUACAAUAUUCAAUGACGAUGGAGUUAUUAUAGGAGAAUAUGGACAGUUUACAGGAAUGAAACGCUUUGAAGCUAGAAAAGCUGUCACUAAAGCUUUAGAAGAAAUGGGACUGUACAGAGGAGACAAGGAUCAUGCUAUGGUUGUGCCGAUGUGCAGUAGAUCUAAGGAUGUGGUUGAACCUUUAAUCAAACCACAAUGGUAUGUAAAAUGUGAUGAGCUUGCAAAGAAUGCCGUACAAGUAGUAAAGUCCGGUGAACUAAAAAUCAUUCCCGAACAUCAUGAGAAAACUUGGUACCAUUGGAUGGAUGGAAUCAGAGAUUGGUGUGUUUCUCGACAACUUUGGUGGGGUCAUAGAAUUCCUGCUUAUCAUGUGACUUUAAAAGAUGGUUUAUGCAGAAAAGGACACAAGACUGAAGACUUUUGGGUCAUAGCGUGCUCAGAAGCUGAAGCUUUGGAGACCGCAACAAAGAGAUUCAAUACUGAUGCCAGUAAUGUGGAAUUGCAACAAGAUGAAGAUGUUUUGGAUACUUGGUUUAGCUCUGGGUUGUUCCCAUUUUCUGUUUUUGGAUGGCCUGAUGAUACAGAAGAUAUGAAACUCUUCUAUCCAGGAACUUUACUUGAGACAGGGCACGAUAUUUUGUUCUUCUGGGUGGCCAGGAUGGUGUUCUUUGGGCAAACUUUACUAGGAAAAUUGCCGUUCAAAGAAGUUUAUCUUCAUCCAAUGGUAAGGGAUGCCCAUGGUAGAAAAAUGUCUAAAUCUUUGGGAAAUGUUAUUGAUCCCAUGGAUGUUAUAACUGGAAUAAGCUUGGAAGAUUUGCACAAAACUUUGGAAGGAUCGAAUUUAGAUCCCAAGGAAAUUGAGAAAGCCAAAGCUGGUCAAAAGAGAGACUAUCCAAACGGUAUACCUGAAUGUGGUGUUGAUGCAAUGAGAUUUGCUUUAUGUUCUUACGUACUACAAGGUAGAGAUAUUAACUUAGAUAUUCUUCGUGUACAAGGAUACAGAUUUUUCUGUAACAAAUUGUGGAAUGCCACCAAAUUUGCAAUGACCUAUUUCACAAGUGAUGAAAAACACGAGGUUUGCUCCAAAGAUUUAUCAGGAAAUGAGAGUGUUAUGGAUAAAUGGAUUUUAUCCAGACUUGCAUAUGCAGUCGAAGCUUGUAACAACGGUUUUGAAAAAUAUGAAUUUGCAGUUGCUACAACAGCUUGUUACAAUUUAUGGUUGUAUGAUUUAUGUGAUGUUUACCUGGAAUGCUUGAAACCAAUUUUCCAAUCCGGUGAUACCACUGCAAUUGCUGCUGCAAAGAAAACUUUGUACACUUGUUUAGAAGUCGGGUUAAGGCUGCUAUCUCCAUUUAUGCCAUUUUUAACAGAAGAAUUGUACCAGAGAUUGCCUAGAGCUGAUGUUUCAGUUCCAAGUAUUUGUGUUGCAGAGUAUCCGGAAGUGGAAAAAUGCUGUUGGCGUGAUGAGCAAUCUGAAAAGGAUGUAGAAUUAGUGCAGAAGGCUGCAAAGAUUAUUCGUUCUGCAAGAAGUGAUUACACACUACCAAACAAAGUUAAAACACAAGCAUACAUUGUAAGUUCAGAUCCAGUUAUAAGUGAGGUCUUCCAAAGGUACAAUCAGCCUCUAGGUACAAUGUCGUUCUGCUCAGAAGUCCAAAUAACGAGUACCCCACCACCAGGUUGUGCAAUCCUGACUCUAACCGGACAUUGUGAAAUUCAUUUGCUGUUGAAAGGAUUAAUUGAACCUGAGAAAGAGUUGAGCAAGAUGGAGAAAAAGCAGAAAGAUCUGACAGCGUCUGUGGACAAAUUAAGAAAAGCUAUGUCGGCUGGUGAUUACACAACAAAAGUUCCUCAAGAGGUUCGCGAUGCUAAUGCUGAGAGACUUGAACAAAUGGAAUCUGAAUUCCAGAGAUUAUCUUUGGCUAAAGAAACGUUGAAAAAUAUGCAAUGAU
Ctenocephalides felis (cat flea) is the source of this 3311-nucleotide messenger RNA. It is a transcript of the gene ValRS, whose product is annotated as valine--tRNA ligase. The record is from RefSeq and is a predicted model, not a curated record. The transcript is spliced from 10 exons. Gene Ontology annotation, cellular component: cytosol. Lineage: Eukaryota; Metazoa; Arthropoda; Insecta; Siphonaptera; Pulicidae. Bases 173 to 3310 code for a protein of 1045 amino acids. Gene Ontology annotation, molecular function: aminoacyl-tRNA deacylase activity; ATP binding; valine-tRNA ligase activity. Gene Ontology annotation, biological process: valyl-tRNA aminoacylation.